This is a messenger RNA of Belonocnema kinseyi, 8449 nucleotides long. RefSeq lists its product as uncharacterized. Bases 500 to 2956 code for a protein of 818 amino acids. Gene Ontology annotation, molecular function: inositol-polyphosphate 5-phosphatase activity. Gene Ontology annotation, biological process: phosphatidylinositol dephosphorylation. The transcript has 11 exons. The record is from RefSeq and is a predicted model, not a curated record. NCBI's taxonomy places the organism in Eukaryota, Metazoa, Arthropoda, Insecta, Hymenoptera, Cynipidae.
GCCCAGGCGUAAUCUGAGAAUUACGGCACUGCCUAUUGACGUCUGCAGUAGGCGUGGUCUCACUCCGUCCGAUAGAGGGAUAUAUUUACCACACACAACUUUUCUCGUACGCCAGCGACUUGCAUUAUUCGAUUAAAUGUGUAUUUGCUGUACACGCUAGUCGCUUAGAUGCCAGCGAGGUGCGGAUCGCGACCGUGGCCAAUUUUCGGCACCCCCGUCAAAUCAAGUGUCACCGAUCAUCACCGAGGUGCAGCUUUGAACAAACGUCACGGGGGUCACGGGGGUGUUUUUUUGACAUAGUGUGGAAGUCGUGCACUUGUGUACUUACGGCUUCGUCCUCCGCUCUAGUGUGUUGGUGUUGGUGUCGAGAAUCGAGACGUGCAACGAGAGCGAGGGACGUUUCACGAAUCCUCUACGUCUCGAAGAGAAGAAACGUCAUUUUUAUUUUUUCCAAGAAACACCCCUUCACUCGAGAUUUUCGACAAUAAUAUCAUAAAUAAUGGCGGGCGUUCCUGUCAUACUCGUCACGGCCAACGUCGGCAGCAUUUUCGAAGAGCCGAGUGUUAUGCUUAAAAUAUGGACUGAAGAAUUUUUAUCCACAAUAUCUCGACUAGAUCCUAAAUUCAUAGCUCUACACUGCCAGGAAGUGGGUGGCAAAAAUUAUGAACAAAGUAUGAGACACGUGGAAGACUUCGUUAGGUUGCUAAUGUCUUCAGAAGAACUGAGGUUAUUUGACAAAGUCCGAGUUUUCCUCGACGAGGAUUUCUCUUCGGCUGAACACUUCACGGCACUAGGGAAUUUCUACUUUGUGCACGACUCUGUGAAAGAUGUAUUAUUGUGGGAUUUUAAAGAGUGUACAUUUAUACCAGUUCAUGGAAAGGAAGUACACUCAGGAAAUAUAGAGGCAGUGACGACCAAAGAAAAAUCAAAGUUCCCUCAGGAUUUUUUUCCAGAAUGCAAAUGGUCCAGGAAAGGAUUCCUGCGGACGAGAUGGAGCAUCAGUGGAACAAUAUUUGAUCUCAUAAAUAUCCAUUUAUUUCAUGACGCUAGUAACUUCAUCGCGAUGGAAACGUUUCCAUCAGUAUACAGUAAGACUCGAAGGAGAGCCCUGGAGCAUACUCUAGACAGGUUUCAUAAUGAUCAGUAUCCAAAUGCGCCCUAUUUUUUAUUCGGGGACUUUAACUUUAGAACCGAUACAUUCGGCGUUAUUAAGAAACUCACAGAAGAUACACAAGAAAGUCAGAUGUCGACUAAAGGAAGCAUUUCGAAGUUGCAAUUCCGAAACAAAGAUGAUGAUCUCAUUUUAACGUUAGGAAAAAAGGAAUUCGCUCAUCACGAGCACCAGAAUCUUUUUAUUGAAAACGGAGGUCAGUGGCUACGAGAAUACGACAAAGAACUUGAAGACUUUAAUGAAAGACUCUUGGAAUUUCCGAUCAAAUUCGUACCAAGUUAUCCUUUUGAAGAAGAUGUUCAGGAGGGAACAAAUUACAUGCAGACGAGAGUACCAGCCUGGUGUGAUCGAGUUUUGUUCAGCCCUGCUGCGAAAUUGCUGGUACAAGAUAUUCAUUCAAAUGCAUUCGAGUAUGGAAUAAUAGGUCCCACAACAUGCAUGGGUGAUCACAAGCCAGUCUACCUGAGGGUUUUGCUCGCCUCCGAUGCAGGUAUGAUUAACUGCUGCAACUUGCCACAAGCUCCUGAGUUUUGCUUUCGAGUGCCCGACAGUUACUUGGAGUUGUUGUCCAUGUUGCCUGAUUGCCAUAGUUGUGCUAGAGCACGUGCCACCGACCGUUCGUCUAAUCUCUUGCACGCAGCACCCAUUAAGCAUGAUCCUUACACUCCAGAUAGUAUGGACAGUCCAAGUCCAAAUGCGCUAGUAGCUAUCAACGAAACCUGCGAUCUAGAUUUAGAACCAGGAACCCUAGGACACGUGGAACCAAAUUCAAGAUUUUUCAAGAGGAUCGAUCGAGCAGUUUCACCAGCUCUACUCAAAUCAAAACUAGAGCUGAUCGUUAAGAACAAAACACAAGAGUCCCAUGAUUCUGACCAGGAAAUUGAGAUUAAAAAAAGUCCGAGUGAAUGUCGGCUUCAUACUUGGCCAGACUCUGAAGAACGACAGUGGGACAUGAGGAAAAACAGAAGCAACAGUGAUGUUUCUUGGCAAAGAUCUCAUCUUCUAACCAGAGCUUGGGUUCAAGGAAAAGGCCAUCAUCAUGGUUAUCAUUCUUUUGGUAACGUUUUUCACAAAUCUACUGGAUGUGAGUCUAAAAAUGAUCCUGGAAGUCCAGCUUGUGAUCUGAUCAUCCCCAGGAUUGCAAUUAUCAAUGCUAGUAAUUUGGAAUCGAAUGAAAGUUCUGUUCAUCUCCAUGAUGAUAGGCUGAGUUGCUACUCUGACAAUCAUUUGAGUACUUAUUCUGAAAACAGAACCAAGACUAUCAGCGGUGAGGGAUCCUUUCAAGAAAAGACUGAGGAUCUUUGCAAUAAAAUUGAAGAGGAGACUAGCGAUAAACUUAGUUUAAAUCCUGAUGAAAAUCUUGAAGACUCUCAGAUUCAUAAAUCUGGAGAAAAAGAGAAUCAGGACGCAUCGAGCGUCGAUAAACGCAAUGAUCAAAGUCUUAAUACUGACAAAACGCUUCCUGAAUUUUUAGGAGCUCUAGAACAAAGUGAGGAAUUGAAGCCAAAAAUGUUGGAGAAGGAAUGUGAUAGAAAUGUGAUAGAGACAAAUUCAGAUACGUAUGCUUGUAACGAGAUCGAGGUUUUAGGUUCAGACGCCAGGCAUGAGAUUAUUGCCUCAAAAACUACAACGAGGAGUAAUUCCACUCAGAGUCAAGAUUCUAAUGAAAAUACGGGGAAUGUUAAAUUGAAAUUGAAGGCUUAUAAUAAGGUAACUGAACGAUGCAAGAGAAAUAUUGCUAAUGAGAAAGGAAAGUGCAGAAAAUGCUGCUGUGUCAUUUCGUAAUGUUCAUUUAGAAUGAACCUCAGGGUUUUGAAACUUUAAUCAUUCAUGGUACAUUUGAAAAUCCUGAGGUGGUUUUUUAUUUAUUUCUCAUACUUCCGAGCUUGCCUUAUCUUCAAUAGGUUCUUUAUUCCUGAUCUUGAUAUUAGUAGAUGAUUUCAAAUUUGGAUUAAAAAUAUUUCAAAUUUAACGUGAGAUAAUUCUCGUAGAGGCCGGAGAAAGUAAUUCCAGAGUUUAGGUAUUAUUUAUUUUUAUGUAAAGCUAGCAAUCAAAUUAAUCUUACUCUGCGUAUUUAAGUAGAUCUCACGGAAUUUCCCGUACGAUUGUAUAGUAUUAAUUAGCUACUUGAAAUGUGCCUUAACUGGUUCCCAUCGAGACCAGUACUGCUAUUAAAAUCCAUUCUGAAAAUCGAAAUAUAUUAUCAUAUUUGGGCUUUUAUUAAUCUAAACUCAUACACGAAAAAAUUCGAUCACUUUUGUGGUACUAUAGGACACUUGAACUCGAGCACAGUAUACAUAGUUUUUGAUAGUUAUAUAAUUUCACAUUCAAAGUUAAAGGACGGCAUUCCAAAAGGGCACAUAGUCACUUUUUGAAAAUGUAAUUAAAUAUUGAUAAAAAAAUCAGAUAUAUUCCAAAACACAUUGUUAAAAAAAGGAGUUUUUAUGAUUUUCUCCAUAAUUUGCAGUUUUCGAUUAUCCUCAGUUUGUUUCUUGAUGCGAAUUCUGCUCUCUCUCUCCCCUAGUUAUGUUGCAUAUAAUUGUGGAAAUCUGUUUUCACUCCGGCAAUUGUCCACAAUAGGUGCUUUCUCCCAAGGUCCGUUGUCGAGGUCAGUACAAAACUUGGAAUCCCCUUCCCUGCAAAGUACUUAUGCAAUUUAUGAAAGAAAAGAAUAAAUUUGUGGAAUUUGUUCCUUCUCUUUAAUUCUGUAAAAUCUAAGCUCUCACUGUUUAGAAAGAAAUUCUUGAAAUCUGGAUCGCUGCACUUAUUCUUAUUGAAAAGCGCUUUCAGCAAGCUUCUUUAGAUUGAUUUAGAUUGAUCAUGUAUUGACAUGUCUUGCUUCUCCCUUUAUCUUUAUUUUUCUUCUUCUUUGCCUUUUUUGUGUGUUUUAUUUUCUCUGCUCUCUUCGCGUUCUUUCUUGUUUUCUUCUGCUGCUUUUUCUCUACCUGUUCCUCCCUUUUUUUCUUCGUUCUGUGUAGAUUUUCUUGUUUUUUCUUUGUUCACAACAUUCUUCAAAUGACUGUUCUUCCUUGUCUUCGCAACAGCGUCGACCUAUCAGAAUCAUGUAUUCAUCAAAGAGUUGAAUGUAAUUCUCGAUUCUUCUUCGAGAUGCUUCUUGUUCUUUAGGUGUCUUUUUUUAACCAGAGGACGAUAGAUAGGUAACCUAUUUCCUUCGUUGACCACUUUUUCAACAAAAACCCGUUUUUAUCGUUUCUGAGAGCAAAUUCGGCAAAGUGAAUUGACUUUGUAUUUAUCUUUGAAACAACUUCAACAUAAUUUCUGAUCUUCUCCAGCAUGUCAUCUGAUAUGCAGAGGCGGUCGAGGCCUGUCUUAACUGCAAACGUCAGGGAUUCUUUCUCUCCUUUUCGUCUUUAACGAAUUCCUCUUCACCGUUAUCGUAGCCCAUGUCAUCGUUGGCCUUGCCAUCAUCGUUAAUAUCGGAAUCCUGGUUAGCUUCUACUGAAGUUGAAGUUCCAGAUUUAUCAUUUGAUGGUGGAUAUACACUCUUAUUAACAGAAUUGCCCUAGCAGUUGUCGAUGAUUGAAUCGCUACUGUCCAUGUUGAAAAUAUUCCUUCCGGCGUUAACAUCGCGCUUCCAUCUGGCAUGGAAUUUUUUAUGACAGAUAUGGAUGGGUCGUCGGAAAGACAGUGCACUGCUUUUUACAGGUGCUGCAAAUUUGCGUCGUAUACCACACCGGUGUGUUAACAGUUUUAAACUUGUCCUCUCCGUAAAACUUGAAACGUUCUUUGAGGCGACGUUCAGUGAGGCGAACUCGAGUCCGGACGUGGCCUUGUACCCAGAACGUCCUUCAUUAUAAAGACCCGGUGGAUUUCCCUUUCCACUUGAUCUUCUUGUUCUACUUAAGCCAUGCCACUGAUGGUUUCACAUACACGUUCUGCUUCCACUGGGGCAUUUUAGAGUUUAGACGAUACUCAGUGAUGACACGGAAAUUUCUAGGAUCAUUAGUAUUGGUGUUUUUAAAGCGUUCCUGACUUAGGAUCUCACGCUCCUUGUCAACCGCUUCCGUUUUUGUAUGUUAGAUUCCUCGUCCUGUAGCCUCGCUUCCCGGGUCUAAACCUUCGAAUCUUGGUUACUUGUGUUUCAGCCGGCCUCCCUUCAGUAAACUUCUUUCUCACUCUUGAGCUCUUGGAAUCUCUGGGCUGUCAAAAAAGGGGACACAUCAAUCCCUUUGGUUGAAAAACAUCGUGGUCCAUCUUUCAUUUUGCCACGCUUGAACUUUUCGUUUUCUAGAAUCUUCUCAUCAGUUCUUUUCCUCGAACCGAAGUCUCCAUACUGUGCAGUUGUCUGUUAUCGUCAGUCUAUUCCUUGGUGCGAUUUCUUGCUCCUCCUCUCUGCUUACGUUACAUGUAGUUGUAAAGAUCUGUCUCCACUUCUGUGUUUCCGAAAAGCAAGUGCUUCUUCCCAAUAUCCUUUAUCGGAGGGACUACAAAAUUCCGUAUUCCCUUUUCCACAGAAUACCUCUGUAUUCGCACUAAGAAAAGUAUAAGUUUGUGGCAUUUGUUCCUUUUUCAUUUCUGUCAAAUCGUAUGCCUCCUCUUCUACCGACGAAUUCUGGAAGUCUGGAUCGCUGAACUUAUUCUCCUUGAAAAGAGCGUUCAUCGUUUCCUUUUCCUGGUCCUCUUUCCAACCGUUCCUCAAAUGUAUCUGCAGUUUCUUCUUUUUUUUUGUCCUUCCUAGUUUUUUGCCUUCAUUUUCUUUUUUUCCUUCGUCGUUUUUUUUUUGGAGAGACAUUCUUAAUACCAGAAGUGCCCACAACAGCUUCGUCCUUUUCAGCAGCAUCCACAGUAGUAGCAGCUAUGGUAGCAGCAGCAGCCGAUGAUGGAAUCGUCAGUGGUAGAGCAUAUCCAUAUGAGAUUUGUUUUCAAUUCUUCUUGUAGGCCAUACUUACUUCGUUGGUCUUUUGUUGCUACUUUUUUCUGCGUGUUUCCUCUUCGAUUUCUUAUCAUGCUCGAUCCUGGUAAGUUUCUUGAAGGGCUUUUUAACCCAUUGCUUCCAUUGUUUCACGAAUUUUGGCGACACUUGUGGCGAUUCGUUCUCACGUUAUUCAGCGAGAGUUUUUUUAUUUUUAAAUGAGAUGAUAUGCGAAACACGUUUUGUAACUGGCAGAGAGACCUGCACCCCAAAAGGAACUUAGAGCAAUAGUAUAUUAUUUACCUAGGAGUAAAACAGUCUCCUUUAUCCCAGUGUGAGUUUUGCAAACACGCGUUGAUAAAAAGACGUUUAACUCCUUGUCAUUUUAUGUAACAAAGGUAUGACUUACAAAUGAAUCUCUUCUGGCAUUUGUGGCUAGGUUGACGCGUUCCAUAAUCCUACAUAGACGACAGCUAAGGUACAUAUGCGGAAAACUAGCAUACAUAGCAUUAUGUUAUAGUAUUUUUCAAUAAAAUUUGUCAACCCUCAAUUCAGCACUGCAAUCUAUCGGAGGUAAGUUUUUGUUUCUAAUCUGAAAAUUUGAGUUAUGGGAACAUUUUUUUCUCUGUUGAAAAAUAAUAAACAUGGUCUUUAUGCCCUUUUGGAAUGCAUCCGUUCAGUUAUUGCCACCAUUCAAUUGACAUAUUUUAUCUAUUCUGCUUUUCUUCUCAUCUACAUACAUCCGGUGAAAUGACUGUGAAUGUGAAAAAUUGUAAAUAUUUAGAAAUAUAUUGUAAAGUAAAGAAUAGUCGAGAGAUAAUACAACUUUUUUUAUUAUAUUCUAUAGUAAAAUUUAUAAAAGAUUUACAAAUGCAACAAAAAUUGUUUCAACCUUUUUGAAUCCUUAUUAAAAGAAAAAAGCUCUAGGAUCUAAUUCGAAUGCUAACUUUACUGCUGUGUAUCGUUUACUCGUAUUCUUGUUGUAGCUCUUUAAAUAAAAAUAAAUUUCCAAAGGUAGAAUUUAUCAUCUACAAAGAAAUGUUGAUAAAAUUAUUAAUUUUUAUCGCGGAAUGUUGCUUUGAAUUGUGCACCACAGGACGUAAUUCAAAUUUGGUGAAAAUUAAAUUUGUAGAGAAGGGUUAGGGAAUGCAAAGAACGGUACUCAGUAUUCAGUGUAUGAUUUAGUAAUUUGCCCUCUAGUUGAUUGAAUGUAAAGAUGAUUGUUCAAGAAAAAUUUAAGGUGUCAAUUUGUUUGGCAAUCCAUAUUAAAAUUAUGCACAUUUUUUAUCUUUAAUAUAUUUUGAUACGGUUUUGAUUUUAUAUUCAAAUUGAAAAUUAUGUUGUUUAAAUUUCAAAAGCUCCCAAAUUUUUCCUUGAAAAAAAACGGACAUCUUGCAUUUUUAAACAGUGUUUGAGCACUUGUAAUUUAACAUGCUUAUGUCAUCUACAAAAAUACUUUGUUUUUUUAGCAAGUGCAUGCUUUUGAGUUUGAUUUUGUUUUAUUAAUCUUGCAACCAACCUUAAAUCGAUGAAUAUAAUAAAUGACAUUAGGUAAAAACAUUCUAAUCAGAAAAUUUUGAAAUUUUACGAAAAUGUUAUCGCUCUCCUCUCAGCGAACAAAAAAUGUAAUUUAUAUCUACGAGUCUUAUCAAAUUGCUCACAUUAUACAAUUACUCAACAACCUACCUCCUAAAUAAGUAAUUAACUGUUAUCAUUAUUUCGUCAAAUGAUAAAAAGAUUACGAUAUCGUUGCGAAUCUGUAGUUAAGUUUGUAAUUAAAUUCAGUGAUUGCAAAUAUUUAAUAAAAUAUUUAAUUGCACGUUUCGUCACUAGAAAGUAUAUGUGAAGAUUGUUUAUUGGCAUAUCAGUUUAAAUCUGUAAAUAUAAACAUCUAUUUUUCAGAUAUUUUGCUUUUUUAUUUGUAACCUUAUUUUCUUUUCGAUUUCGAUAUGUUUAUUUUAAUUUUGCAUUUACUUCAAAUGUAAACUUUUUAAAAAGUAGUUUAAGGUGUAUUUAAAAAAAUCACUAACAGUCCGUCGUCAAUAUUCGUGUAAAGAAUGCAUUCCUAAUAAUUUUGUUGUAUCAGGUAAUUAUUUAUUUUCGCUUUUACAUUUUCAAUAGGCUAACUUCUUUGUGUAAAUAAAUCCAAAACACGUUUUGCAUGCAUGCUUGCACUUGAAUUAUUAGAUAUUUAUAUAGUUUAGAUGUUUUAGAUCAAAGGAACAGGCCAAAAAAGUGAGAAUAUUUUAAAUUUAUAUUUGUUAAGCCUCAAUUUACAUAAAAAUCUAUUAAAUUUCUGGAGUCAUUUUGAUCCUUUAAAUCUGAAAUGUCAUAUAAUUGAAAAUAUUAAAAACGAAUCUGUAUUAUCAUCAGAGAUUAUCUCAUCUGUGGUUCGAUUCCCAGUG